UGCCGUGGGCCUCCCACGUGGCUGGUGUUUGUCUUUGUAAAAGGGCAGGACGUUGGGAAGGGGAGAGGGGACAGAAGUGACUCCACGGCCGCCUGGGUGAGGGCUUAGCAGACGGGUUAAUGGUGAAGAUCAGAGCCUGUCGCGGCGAAAGAGAUUCAGGGCAGGGGCGCCUCUGCCCCCACGUGCGGAGCCGCCUCCCGGAGGAGCCCCAUGGACGAGAAGCCAUCCGCCAGGAGAGGCCCGGACUUCUGCUCCUUGCGCUACGGGCUGGCCGUGGUCAUGCACCUCUCCAACCUCAGCAUGAUCACCCAGCGCGUCAGCCUCAGCAUCGCCAUCAUCGCCAUGGUCAACAGCACCCAGCAGCCCGCCCCGGCCAACGCCUCCGCGGACGGCCAUCUCGCCGGCCCCCUCCAGGACCCCAGCGGGCCCAGCGGGGAAUUCCACGCAGGGACCUCCGUCUACGCGUGGAGCCCUGAGACCCAGGGCAUCCUCUUCAGCUCCAUCAGCUACGGGAUUUUGCUGACUCUGAUCCCCAGCGGAUACCUGGCGGGGAUAUUUGGUGCCAAGCACAUGCUGGGGGCGGGGCUGCUGGCCUCCUCCCUGCUCAGCCUCUGCACGCCGCUGGCCGCUGACCUGGGUGUGAGCUUGGUGAUGGUGAUUCGCGUCGCCCAGGGCAUGGCCCAGGGAAUGGCAUGGACAGGUCAGUUCACCAUCUGGGCGAAGUGGGCGCCCCCGCUGGAGCGCAGCAAGCUCACCAGCAUCGCGGGCUCCGGGGCCGCACUGGGGUCCUCCCUCAUCCUCUGUGUCGGGGGGCUCAUCUCGCAGGCCCUGGGCUGGCCCUUCGUCUUCUACAUCUUCGGUGGCCUGGGCUGCGUGUGCUGUCUGCUGUGGUUCACCGUCAUUUACGACGACCCCACGCGUCACCCGUGCAUAAGCCUCCGCGAGCAGGAGCACAUUGUGUCCUCGCUGGCUCAGCAGCCCACGUCCCCUCGACGCUCCGUCCCCCUCAAGGCCAUGGCCCGCUGCCUGCCCCUGUGGGCCAUCUUCUCGGGGUUCUUCAGCCACUUCUGGCUCUGCACCGUCAUCGUCACGUACCUGCCCACCUACAUCAGCUCCGUGCUGCACGUCAGCAUCAGGGAGAGCGGGGUCCUGUCCUCCCUGCCCUUCCUGGCUGCCUCCACGUGCACGGUCCUGGGGGGCCAGCUGGCCGACUUCCUUCUGUCCAGGGACCUCCUGGGGCUCCUCACCGUCCGGAAGCUCUUCUCGGCCCUGGGCCUCCUGCUCCCGUCGCUCUGCGCCGUGGCCCUGCCCUUCGUGGCUUCCAGUUACGUGACCACCGUGGUUUUGCUGAUCCUCAUUCCUGGGACCAGCAACCUGUGCGACUCGGGGUUCAUCAUCAACACCUUGGACAUCGCCCCCAGGUACGCCAGCUUCCUCAUGGGCGUCUCCCGGGGAUUCGGGCUCCUCGCGGGCAUCAUCUCCUCCACGGCCACCGGGUUCCUCAUCAGCCAGGACUCCGAGUCCGGGUGGAGGCACGUCUUCUUCCUGGCUGCCGCCGUCAACCUGUUCGGCCUGGUGUUCUACCUCACGUUCGGGCGGGCGGAGCUCCAGGACUGGGCCAAAGAGAGGGCCCUCACGCGCCUCUGAGGGCCCCAGCGCAGACGUCGAUGUGGGACGCGGACCGCCCGCUUCCCAGCGUUUUCUUACUCGUCUUCACUCUUCACGUUCUUCGCUUCGCGGCCGGCUCCGCAGGUCACACCUCCGAGUGUGAGUCAGAUUUCCUGGGGAGCCUCUGGAACAUGCGGAUGUGCGGGCGCCGCUCCGAGAGCCCGAACACAUGGGUCUGGGGAGCGCCCCGACAUCAGUGAGUCUUAGACACCCCCCGGGGCUCUCACCCAGCCAGGCCAGCAACAGCUGGACACGCUUGAGACGCCAAUUCCCCUGCCUUUGUUUUCUGUUUUGUUUUGUUUUGAAUGUAUUUUUAUUGGUUUCAGAGAGGAAGGGAGAGGGA
This is a messenger RNA of Myotis brandtii (Brandt's bat), 2011 nucleotides long. Its product is annotated as sodium-dependent phosphate transport protein 3. Gene Ontology annotation, biological process: monoatomic anion transport; transmembrane transport. Lineage: Eukaryota; Metazoa; Chordata; Mammalia; Chiroptera; Vespertilionidae. Bases 211 to 1647 code for a protein of 478 amino acids. The record is from RefSeq and is a predicted model, not a curated record. The transcript has 12 exons. Gene Ontology annotation, molecular function: transmembrane transporter activity.